Arabis nemorensis is the source of this 285-nucleotide messenger RNA. Lineage: Eukaryota; Viridiplantae; Streptophyta; Magnoliopsida; Brassicales; Brassicaceae. The record is from the annotation of a GenBank genome assembly.
AUGGAAUGCCAGACUGAAGACGCCGAUCUGUGGACGUUGAACCAGGGGCCAACUGAAACCUUGCGAAGUUUCAUCGACCGUUUCAAAGCAGUGUUGUCAAAAGUUCGAGGACUAAGCGACAAAGACGUCAUCCAAGCCUUGAAGAAAUCGCUAUGGCACGAGCCAGACUACCGAAAGGAAAUUGCGUUGAACCGGCAUUUAACGAUCCAGGACGCAAUGCACCGUGCCACUGAGUUUACAGCAAACGAGGAAGAUGUUAAAAACUUCUUGACAAAAACUUCUUAA